CUUCCUCGUUUAAAUUAAACAUCUAGACUGUAUGAAAUGGUGAAGAUUAGUUCUGUAAUCUUAGCGGUGAUCGUAUAUUUGUGAAAGGAGCUUUUCCGGAAGUAGUCGGCAGAUCUCCGAGUACCCCUGAACGUAGCACAGUCGUUUGGUCAGUCCACGCGCAGCCUCAGUUUGAGAAAGAUCGUCUUUUGUUAAGUUUUUUCCUCUUCAGGAAAUCCCGCUCCGACAGCGACCCACACCGAGCGGGUCACAACACGUUGCUGUUCACUGAGUGUUUGUGUUUACAUAUUGAUCAGCUUCAUCGAUAUCGUUUCAAUGUUUUGAUCUGGUAUCACAUCAGGCUGUUCAAAACCCGUUUCGGUUCUCUGUUUCCGUGCAGAGUGAGACGUCUGUCCUCAAAGCGCUCUAAACACACGUCUCCGCUCUCAUGUCGGACCGCGUCUCUCCGCUCCUCGCGGGCCCGGACUCUCCCGCUCCCUGACGGCCCGCUGUCGGUGCGGCUCCCCGCUAUCCCCCCCCGAACUCGCCGGUUGGUUCGGCAGGGAUGCUCCGGUUCUGGUUCCAGGCGGCAGUCGUCCUGUGGCUCGUGCCCGGGUGUCAGGGCUCUGCGGCCCGGCUGUACACGGAGGAGGACCCGCUGGUGAUCCUGGGCAGCGGCAGCCUGAAGCCCGCCGUGGGGAACUCUACCUCGGCAUGGCUGGUCCAGUUCUACUCGUCCUGGUGCGGACACUGCAUCCAGUACUCCAGCACGUGGAGGGCUCUGGCGCGCGACGUCACAGACUGGCAGCUGGUUCUCCAUGUCGGGGUUCUGGAUUGCGCUCAGGAAGAAAACUUUGACGUCUGUAAAGAAUUCAACAUCAAGUUCUACCCGACGUUCAAGUACUUCCAUGCUCACAGUCCUCACACGGACAGAGGAACGUCCUACAGCGGUGCAGACAGAGAGGUCCAGUCAGUGAGACAGUUGAUGGUGGACAUCCUGCAGAACCACACCAAGGUGGAAUGGCCAGACCUCUGUCCCCCACUGAGACCCUACAGUUCUGAGGAGCUGCUCCCGUUGCUGGGUCAGAGGUCAGACCACUACACCGCCAUCAUCAUGGAGGAACCGGACUCCUACGUAGGCCGAGAGGUGAUCCUGGACCUGCUGCAGUACUCUGGAGUGGAGGUGAAGAGAGCUCUGAGCUCUGAGCGCCCUCUGCUGGACGCUCUGAAGAUCACACGCUUUCCCUCAGUUUACCUGCUGCACCCCAACGCAACACACACAUACCUGCACGUGGAGAAGCGCUUGCGGUUCUUCUUCUCCUCCUUCUUGAGGACGUUACCAUCAGUCCAUCGCAGUUCGAGGUCUAGCAGCAGCAGCAGUAGCGUCGCCAUGGUGACGGAGAAGCAGAGCAGCGACCCCUGGAGAGACUUUGACAGGUCUAAGGUGUACGCGGCUGACCUGGAGUCAGCUCUCCACUACCUGCUGAGGGUGGAGCUGGCUACCCACAACACCCUGGAGGGGGAGGAGCUACAGGUCUUUAAGGACUUCGUUACUUUGGUCGCGAAGUUGUAUCCAGGUGGAGGCUCCGCGGUGAAGCUGAUGGAGACGCUCUCUGAUUGGUUGCUCAGUCUGCCUCUUCCACGAAUCCCCUACCAGGCCGUCCUGGACCUGGUGGACAACAAGAUGAGGAUCUCAGGUGUGUUCCUAGGGGCGGAGCUUCGUUGGGUUGGUUGCCAGGGCAGCAGGGCGGGGCUUAGAGGUUACCCAUGUUCCCUAUGGACUCUGUUCCACGUCCUGACUGUGCAGCAUGACGCCAUGCCCACUGCGCUGGAGAGCACAGGCCUGGAGGGCGAGGCGGCCCCGGUGCUGCAGGUGAUGCGGCGCUACAUCAGGAUGUUCUUCGGCUGCGAGGAGUGCGGUCGCCACUUUGAACAGGCGGCUGCUGACGGUGUGAAGAACGUCCAGAACCCAGAGGAGCAGAUUCUCUGGUUGUGGAACCAACACAACCUGGUGAACGACAGGCUGGCUGGGUCUCUGAGUGACGACCCCCUCUUCCCUAAAGCUCCGUGGCCGAGCCCCUACCUCUGCGCCUCCUGCCACGAGGAGAAAAAUGGCGUCCACGUCUGGAACCACAACAGCGUCAUCCUCUUCUUCAGACAACACUACGGCACCUCCAACAUCUCCCCCAAAUACUCCCUGACCCCCCUUCGACUCCCUGCACCUCCCCCUGGUCCUGGUCCUGUACAGACCAGUCAGCCACAGGAGGAGCACCAAGGAGGAGAGAAAAAGGAGCCAGAGAAGAAACCUAAAGAGCAGCUGGAGCCCCGACCCGGACACCAGGCUCUCAGUGGGGUGGGGAAAGGGGAGGGUCUGAGGGAAGGAGGAGGAGGAGAAGCAGUAGGAGGAGCAGGAGGAGGAGCAGGAGGAGGCGGCGUUUGGAUUCUGGGUCUGGGUUUCAACAGCGUGGACAUGAGUCUGUGUGUGGUGCUGUACGUCUGCUCCUGCCUCUUCCUCAUGCUCCUCUUCUUCUUCUUUAAAGUCCGAUCCAGGAGGUGGAAACUCCGGCAAUCUCGCCUCCACGUCUGACCGGGACCCAGACCGGGUCUGACUUGGAUCAGGUCUAGAUCAGGUCUCUUCUGGUCCUGCUCUGGUCUUUCACACCUUAACAGCUUUAAAGAACCACUCAAGGACCCUGACGUGCUGUAUUUCGGAUUUUAGAAACCUGGUUUGGAUGGCCAGACCAUGUGACGUCUACCAGACCAGCUGACGUCUACCAGACCAGCUGACCAUGUACCAGCUGACCUUGUGACCUUGUCGACCCCCGACAAGAGGGAAAUGAUUGCCAGUUAGCGGAAUGGGACUGGACUGGACCAGACCGGUUCUGCUGAGUUCACUUCGUGCCAAAUGUUGAACGUGCUGACGACAGACUACUCAACUGUCCUCUCAGGCCCCUCCUCCUCCUGUGUGUGUGUCUGAUUGGUUGAUUUUAGUUUUGUUCUUAAGUUAUUAAAGAACUAGAAAAUGCA
Messenger RNA from Pseudoliparis swirei, 3006 nucleotides. It is a transcript of the gene qsox2, whose product is annotated as quiescin Q6 sulfhydryl oxidase 2. The record is from RefSeq and is a predicted model, not a curated record. Gene Ontology annotation, cellular component: Golgi membrane. Lineage: Eukaryota; Metazoa; Chordata; Actinopteri; Perciformes; Liparidae. Gene Ontology annotation, biological process: protein folding. The coding region runs from base 545 to 2566 and encodes 673 amino acids. Gene Ontology annotation, molecular function: flavin-dependent sulfhydryl oxidase activity; protein disulfide isomerase activity. The transcript is spliced from 12 exons.